ACGGCUGGGGAGCUGCAGCCCUGGGACUGUGAAUAAGACCGUAAAGAGCUGUGUUUUUAUUUCCCGAAACUUUAACCGUCAACUUUUUAAACGUUUUAGAUGUUUCCGUGCUUUUUUUAAUGCUUCUGGGGCUCCUUGCUUGAUAUUCGCGGUGUGUUUUUCCCCCUCACUGCGCUCAUAAUGGCGAGCUCGGCUAACUCGAACCAAGUGCCUAAACUGUAUAGAUCAGUGAUGGAGGAUGUCAUUGCUGAAGUCCGAGAGCUGUUUCUGGACGAGGGAGUGGAUGAACAAGUCCUGAUGGAGCUCAAAACGUUGUGGGAGAGUAAGCUGAUGCAGUCCAAGGCGGUGGAUGGUUUUCACACAGAGGAGCAGCAGGUUCUGCAUGCUCAACAGCAGCAGGCUCAAGCUCAGCAGACACAGCCACAAACCCAACCGCAGCAAGUCCUCCUGCCUCCUGCACAGACCACUCCUCAGCAGCAGGUCAUUGUUCAGGAUGCUAAGAUUAUGCAGCACAUGAGUGCGACGGGGAUGAGUGCAGCGGCCACGGCAGCAACUCUGGCUUUACCCACAGGUGUAGCACCAUUUCAGCAACUCAUCACCCCUCAGGGUCAGAUCCUGCAGGUGGUCAGAGCUGCCAAUGGAGCUCAGUACAUCAUUCAGCCUCAGCAGCAGAUGCUUUUACAGCAGCAGGUUCUGCCGCAGAUGCAGCCUGGGGGUGUUCAGGCCCCUGUCAUACAGCAGGUGUUGACUCCUCUUCAAGGAGGUCUUCCUCAGCAAACCGGAGUCAUCAUCCAGCCGCAGCAGAUCGUCCUCACGGGGAAUAAAGUACCGCAGAACACUCAGGUCAUGCAGGCGGCAGCGAUGGCAGUGCAGUCGGGACCGGGAGAUGCACAGGUGCAAACUCAACCACAAGCGCAGCAGCAACAACAACAACAGCAGCAGCAGGCCUCGCAACAACCUCCUAUGAUGCUCCAGGUAGACGGCGCAGGAGACACGUCCUCAGAGGAGGAUGAAGAGGAGGAGGACGAGUAUGAUGAAGAUGAGGAUGAAGACAAGGAGAAAGACGGCGGAGAGGACGGCCAAGUGGAGGAGGAGCCGUUAAACAGUGGUGAUGAUGUCAGUGAUGAGGAAGAUCAGGAGCUCUUCGACACAGAGAACGUAGUGGUUUGCCAGUAUGACAAAAUUCACAGAAGUAAGAACAAGUGGAAAUUUCACCUGAAGGAUGGCAUCAUGAAUCUGAACGGACGGGAUUUUGUGUUCUCCAAAGCCAUCGGAGACGCCGAGUGGUAAAAAGCGGGAAAGACAAGAGAACAAAAAACCCAAAAACUGUCUACUUUUUAAGGCAAGACACAUCGAGACCUGAAACUGUACAUUUCAGGAGAUUCCCCACUUGGGGUGCUGAAGAGUAACGUCCCAAUGCUACUGUGCUGUUUGAGUGAUUUCUGCACACAAAUAACUUGUGCCAUCCAUGAGAUUUCUUUUUCUUUUGACCUUCUUUUUUAAAAAGACUACUCUUUUACCUGUAAAAAAAAAAAAAACUCAGUCCAUAAUAUCUCCUUUCCAAAAACAUCUACGCCCCCUCAGAUGAAAAUAUUAGGCGCAGGGAGCCAAUUUUAGCGUCAGACGCCAUCUUAAGUAAACAGAUAUGUCAACAGCCUUUUCACAGCAAGGGUACGUGUUUGGUGAUUUCCGUAAAUCUGAAUCCUGUGUAAAGCGAAUCACUAUUGGUCGCCUCAUACAAACACUAAAACAAUCCAGCAAGAGCUGCGUUCCAACAAUUCCCAUUAAUAGAUGCCAUGUUUUUAGACCUUUGUAUGUUCAGCAAAAGAGAUACCAAUGAAAGCAGGCAAGUUGAGCGCAAGUUGUCGAUCUCACAAAGCUGUUUGCGUUUUUAUGUCUGUCAUGGGUUUUUCUAACUCUGCUCUGUCAGUCUGAUGCAUGUUUUUGGGAGUUGAUGCAUCACAGGGUGCUUUGGUGUGUUUUGUGUGCAAUCUUCUGCGUUUGGUGUCUAUGAAGUGCUCCAUCAGGCCGCCCUUCCUACUUUCCUCCCAGUCAGGCUUAUUUUACGCAUUUCUAGUCGUUCGUAUUUAUUCCCGAAGCUCAGGCAGCGUUCAUAUUUCGGGGGGGAAAAGACACCGAACUGUGCUCUUAAUGAAAGAAGUGCUCCUUUUUGGCCCUGAGGAGGAUUUCCGCACGUGGUUCUGUGCAUUGUGGAGUUACCCUAGGGUUUGUUUUAGUCCCUCCGUACUUGUUUUAUCUUGCGUAGUCUGACUUUUUAAAGCCGUGCCCUCAUACAGUUUGAAAUUCGUAAUGUUCUGUGUCUGAGGAAAAUGCUUCAAGAUUGUUCUACGACAUGGUUUGGGGCUUUGUUCGUUUGGUGUAAUUCAUUGCUCCUUGUUUGUGCCUUUCAGAUUUAUUUUAGAUAUCAGGUCUUUUGUCUAAAGGGGAGAGAGAGCCUUUAACAAAUCCUAAAAAAAACUGUACAUUUUGCUUUGCUUUUCUAAUGGCAAGUACUUCAGAGCUACUGUCUGGGUCACAUGAGAGACGAUGGUGUGUGUUCAUAUACUGUUUUACCAAUCAAACUGAUUCUCGUCUACUUUGAAGGUUGUGUUCAUGUAAGUAGAGAUCGUUAGCAUUUUUUUGUUGAAUCUAGUUUUAUUUUUAUUUUGCCUUUGCUGAACUUUAUUAAAGCACUAUUAAAAUUGA
Danio rerio (zebrafish) is the source of this 2706-nucleotide messenger RNA. It is a transcript of the gene gtf2a1, whose product is annotated as general transcription factor IIA, 1. Gene Ontology annotation, cellular component: nucleoplasm; transcription factor TFIIA complex; nucleus. Gene Ontology annotation, biological process: transcription initiation at RNA polymerase II promoter. NCBI's taxonomy places the organism in Eukaryota, Metazoa, Chordata, Actinopteri, Cypriniformes, Danionidae. The record is from RefSeq and is marked provisional.